CCUCCUCACUCUCUCUCCCGUCUGCAGAUUUAACACGGCUCAGAGCGGAGCUGGUGGUCACUGUCGUGCCCUGGAUUGUAGCAGAGAGCGACACAGACAGAGCGCAGUCCUCCUGCAGCCCGUUAGCCCACCACCAUGGAUGUCAAACUGCUGGCGCUGAUGGCUGUCCUGGCCGUGGCCACACAUGUACCAGCCUCCAACGCAAAGCCCAUCAGCCUGGUCGAGCGGUGCUGGUGUCGUUCCACCCUCAACACGGUUCCUCAGCGGUCAAUCAAAGAGCUCAAGUUCCUCCACACACCCAACUGCCCCUUCCAAGUCAUUGCCAAGCUGAAGAACAACAGGGAAGUUUGCAUCAACCCAGAGACCAAGUGGCUGCAGCAGUACUUAAAGAACGCUAUUAACAAGUCUUCUGAACCUCUCUCCAGGGUGAAGAAAAACAGAAGACGCAAUAACAAGAAAAACUAAACACCAGGGAAGACGUGUGUCGUCGGACCUGGCAUCUCGGGUCGAGCCUGUAUACCUCCCUGUCACUGCUAUGGAUGUAUGUAAACAUGCUGUAUGUGCCUGUCCGCCUCUAUGGACCGCUUGCAGAACCAGCACUUCACCACCAAACUGUGCCAUCCCCAGCACCGCCACCAGUCCCUCUGGACACCCACACAGUCACCUCCAACUCUCCGUGUUAGUACCAAGUGCAGUUAUACCUGUAGAUUCAUGCUGAUGUCAGACAUGUGUGUGAGUGCUGGGGGGGUGAGAGAGAGAGAGGGUCAGUGAGAAAGAGAGAGAGGGUGAGAGAGAAAGAGAGAGGUAGAGAGAGAGAGAGAGAGAGAGAGAGGGAGAGAGGGAGAGAGAGGGGGGAAGGGAUGGAGGGAGAGAGAGAACAUGAACUAACUCUGAUUGUAUGCCUGUAUCUACUAUUAAAGGAAAUUACUACUAUAUAUAAAGGAAAUUAUUUGAGCUUUUGGUCCCACACACAAAGCUUUAUGGGUAAUGCUUCCUUCACUUCCUGUCAAAUUAGUGCUGAAACAUUCAUAUAAGCUUCCUCUGAGGACUUUGCUGGCAGCUUCUGUCUAAAUUGCCCAAGUGUGGCUUGGCAACCUCUAUCAGUCAAAAAAGUGAAAUUACCAGUUAUAUUUACAGAAGUACCAUAUACUUAAUUCCACUUUUAUGGCGUUCUGGAAAGCCUGAAUUCUACUUUUUAUUGUUGAUCUUAUAUUCAUUAAACACAGACAAUUGAGAUGGUGGUGCUCAAAACUUUAAUGUGAUAACUUUAUGUGACAUGAGGUGAAUUUGGCAUUACUCCACGCAUGUGGGCUCAUGUGGCAGACACAGAGAGGCUGGCCAACGAGGUCACAAGCAGUGACCAAUCAGGACAGGCCAUGCUACAGCAGUGUCUUGAACUGUCUUCAAGCAUCAGGAACGAGAACAUGUGGAAGCUCACACACACACACUGCAAAAAACAAGCACUGAUCUCAUGGUGCUAUAUGUUCAGUAUAAGGGGUCAGAGCUAUCAACACUAUAUUAAGUGUGUUUCACUGUUAAUUUUAUGCAAGAUUUAAGAUGGGAUGUUGUGACCUUUGUGUGUUAAAUGAAACACACUUGUUUGUUUUUUGGGGGUGUUUUUGUAUUUUUUUAUUUUAUUUCUUUUUUUUUUUUUACUCAUCAUAAAAUACUUUAAGCGCUGUUGUUAGAAUCUGAUAAAAAAAAAAAACGGGGAAAUGGAAAGUUGUUUUGACGAGGUCAUACUGUGCUCACAAAGACUAUAAGGAAGUGGAACAAACACUUGCCAGAGCAGCUUUUUUAUUAGUUGAACAUAUCAGUAAACAGAGACUAAAUAUUUACUCAGUAAAACAUGCAACAUGAAGAAACCCAUGAACCUCAGAAAGCGUAACAUUGAUUUUUGCAAAUAGGUAGAUGAGCAUCUUAAUUCUUAAUUUUUUACAUCAAAGGGACCAGAUAAAUUUAUACCAUGACGACAGAGCAAUUCAACCGCAGUGUUUUCACACCAACACCUGUCCUUGGUAGGAAUGAAAAGCUGAUAAAUUGUCACAUAAAAGCCGAAUGAUAAAUGACACAAAGGGAAUGUUCAUGGUGGUAAAAUGUUGUUUUUUGAUUCUCCUUUAUAUAUAUAUAUAUAUAUAUUUGAGCCACUUUAUUAUCAGAUGUGUCUUUUAAAGGUCAUUUUUUUAUUUUUAUAUUGUGUAUAAUCUUACUAGAUGCUUUUUUAAUGCAGUGUACAGUAGGCAGUAGAUACUAAAUGAAGGCUCGUCCAUAAAAUGCAAGAAAACAGUAUUAAGCUUCAUUUUUAAGGCUUCAUGUAAUAUGUCACACACGUAAUGGUUUGUUUGCAAUAUGUUACACAAAGUAUGCAAUAUGUUCCUUUAACAAAGGAAUGAAACAUUAUUUUUUUAUCUUAUCUUUUGUUUUUUUAAAUGUGGAUAAAUCAUCCAUGACAAAUUACACUUUGCGCUCCUGGUUUGUUGUUCCCUCCGUACUGUUUCCCUAUCAACCAAUCUGAUGAAACAAAGGUGAACUGUCCAACACACAGUGACUGAAAACAAAAGCUGCUGUCAUUACAUGAGUCAGGAAACUAUUCAGCUCAGCCCACCAGUCGUCCCCAUCGAACACUUGAUUUGAUUUUUUUCUUAUAGUUUUACUGAGGUUGAUGUAUGAUGUGUCAAUAGAGCCACUGAGCCAAAGCAGAACAAAACCUUUGAGUCGAGAUCCAAGCGACCAACAUGUGCUUUCAAUCUGGACACUCCCAGCACCCCAUGGGCUUUCUUUUCAAUCUCACUCAGCUGCUGCCAUGCCGCAGAAUUAGAGCCCCUUUUCUUCCCGAAAACUGAAAGUGCUGGUGCUUGUGGUCAUUGUCAUGGACUUACGUUGUGUUUGGUUUUGCAUGGUCUAUUUGCUGAGUGCCUGAUUACAGGUAAUAAUCAUAUCAGUUCGCAGCCAAUGUUGCAAUAAUCCUGUAUGUGUAAUUUAUUUCCCAUCAGUGUAAUAGAUGUUAAUGGACACUAAUGUUAUAUUAUUACACUAAUUUGUUUAAGUACAUUGUUAAAUAAGCUCAAACGUUCAUGUUUCCAAAAGGACUGACAUGCAGUGAAUAUCUAAUUUAAUUCGUUGUGUAAAUAUGUUACAAAACUGCCACCCUUCCCCAAAUAAUUUAAUUAACAAUAGAGUUAUAAGUAGAAAAAAGAUGCGAUGUUACUUCUGUAAACAUUCUAAUGCAUUAUAUGGUAAAUAUCUCGCUAACAGGAAAAUAUAUAUUGUAUUAGUUGUAGAAAAACCACACUGCUAUUUCUUUGUUUUAAUACUGAUUUCUGUUAAUGAAUUAGUUUAAUUAAUCAGACUCUCCUGUUCAGUACUGUGGCUCCUGUGGCAACAUUUAACACAUCAGACAAAUAUAUGGACUCCUUUAUCAUCAUGCAAAUAGAGCUUCUACAGGGAAUUUUUCAAUGUGGACCAGUUACAGGAUCAGAUUCGCCUUUACUCACCAUCAGUGUGUGUAUUAAUCGAAUUAAUCAAAGUGGGUGCAUGUGUUCUUCUUUGGACCCCGAGACAAUGUGAAAUAAUUUUAUUCCUUUUGAGGCAGCUUCUGACACAUACUCUUCAUAUACAUGAGAUGUAUUAGGAGUGUAUUACUCUCUGUAUUGUCACUGUAAACCAAGAGGCAGUAUUUUAGCUAUGAUACCUAAGCCCUUUUUCAAUAAAGUUGUAUGAAACAAAAUCA
Scatophagus argus is the source of this 3730-nucleotide messenger RNA. It is a transcript of the gene cxcl12b, whose product is annotated as chemokine (C-X-C motif) ligand 12b (stromal cell-derived factor 1). Gene Ontology annotation, cellular component: extracellular region. Bases 136 to 465 code for a protein of 109 amino acids. Gene Ontology annotation, molecular function: chemokine activity; chemoattractant activity. The record is from RefSeq and is a predicted model, not a curated record. The transcript has 4 exons. Gene Ontology annotation, biological process: induction of positive chemotaxis; positive regulation of cell migration; defense response. Lineage: Eukaryota; Metazoa; Chordata; Actinopteri; Scatophagidae.